CAUAAGGUUAUGUUUUUGUUAAACUCAAAUUAUAUCAUAUUUUAUCUACUCAUUUUUUUCAUUAUUUCUUCGAUUUAUCUAAUUAUUUUUUACAUAAUAUAUUUAAGAUCAUAAUAUUAAAAAAUAUUAUUAGUAUAUAAAAUUGUAAGAAUCAAAGUAUUACCAAAAAUAAAUUGAAACAUAGUGAAUAAUUUUCUUAUACUUACUAUAAAAUUAAUCACAAAAUUUCAUCACUCUCCACUUGAGUAUCUUCUUGAGGUCAACGAUAAUAGCAGUAACCAAUCAUCAAAAUUCUCAGCAAUCAAACCGAAUCAGCCAAAUCCCUUUGUUGGUUUUGAUCUCCACUCAUCAUUCUAUAAUGGGUCGGAAGCCAAUUGAUUCCGAACCCACUCGUUACACCACUUUCAUCCUUCUUUUAAUGGGCCUUUUUUCUUGUACUGUUGUGUACAUUUUCACCUCUGCAGUCAUUAGACCCGCCGAAAACUCCGCCGUUGACCGGACACUAACGGUGGAGGACGGUGGUGGUGGUACCGGUGGUGGAGAAGAAUGUUGUAGUGGGGUUGAAAGUUUUGAGCUUUGGGGUGAUGCUGUUAAAUGGGGUUCGGAUUUUAAGGUUAAUAGUUCUAAAGAAUGUUGUAAAGCUUGUAAGGAUAUGUGUACAGGUAAUCAUGGGCCUUGUCUUUGUGAUACAUGGGUUUUUUGUGGAGACAAAAAUGCUUGUGGUGACAAAUUUGGUGAGUGCUGGUUGAAGAAGCAGAAGGAUACUUUGGCUCCCGACAAAAAGGAUGCAGGAAACAAGAUUAUGUGGACAUCUGGAAUAGUUUUUGGAAAAGGAGAGGGAAUUAUUGCCUUGGAAACAGAAUUUGGUGCUAUUCACGUUAAGCUUUUGCCAGAAUGUUCCCCACGUUCUGUUUUUAACAUUUUGGAUUUGUUGGGGUUUCGCCACUGUGCUGGUUGCCAGUUUUUUCGUGCGGAAACUCGCGGACAAAUUUGGGAUGCGCACGGAGAUCACAUAAAAGAUGCGUCUUUUGGCCCUCCAUAUGCGUUGUUACAAGGAACUUUUGGUGCUCAAGGAACAGCACUCGAUGAAGUUUCCCGUGAAUUCUGUCCGGAAAUAAGACGGGGUUCAGUUGCAUGGGUUGGUUCUGGUCCUGAAUUCUUUAUAAGCUUAGCAAACCAUCAAGAAUGGAAAAAAGCAUACACUGUUUUCGGCUAUGUGCUGCCCGAGGACAUGCAAAUCGUUGAAAAAAUAGCUCAACUCCCGACGAAAUUUGAUGUCUGGACCGGAGUUAACGUGACAGUCUUGGAGAACCCUGUAGCGUUGAAACUACGACGAAUCAAGUCCAGCAAUGUGAUCUGAACCUCAGCAGUUAGCACUUAAGGAUCUGUAUGAUUUGCAGUUUACCACAGUACUGAUACUUUGUAUAUUUAAGUCAUAGUUUUGUGCCUGCUCUAUGCACACUUUCUACAUCCCAUGUUGUAAUCAAUUUUGCAGAGCAUGUUUUCAUAAUUUGGAAAGAAGAAAUAACACCUUGAAUUUCAUUGCC
This is a messenger RNA of Capsicum annuum, 1547 nucleotides long. RefSeq lists its product as uncharacterized. The record is from RefSeq and is a predicted model, not a curated record. Gene Ontology annotation, molecular function: peptidyl-prolyl cis-trans isomerase activity. The transcript is spliced from 6 exons. Gene Ontology annotation, biological process: protein peptidyl-prolyl isomerization. The coding region runs from base 359 to 1360 and encodes 333 amino acids. NCBI's taxonomy places the organism in Eukaryota, Viridiplantae, Streptophyta, Magnoliopsida, Solanales, Solanaceae.